Molecule: messenger RNA, 3219 nt
Organism: Mixia osmundae IAM 14324
Lineage: Eukaryota; Fungi; Basidiomycota; Mixiomycetes; Mixiales; Mixiaceae
Exons: 5
Coding region: 1-3219 (1072 amino acids)
Source: RefSeq, a predicted model, not a curated record
AUGUCGCAAGCAAAUGACAAGGAAGCUGCGCCAAGCGACCUUGUCGAUCGUCAAGGAGUGCAAUCGAUUGCUCCAAACAUGCAAGGCGACGAAGGUGCCUCACAGUCAUCUCAACACCGCCCAGAUGCGCCGCCCGCGCUCCAAGCUGAAGAGCAUCUCCGCCACGAGCCGCUAUCCCCUCGAGCUCAGCGAGCGAGUGGAUCGACUGUCAGUAGUAGCGCGCGGCUAGACACGCAGAAAGGCCGCAAGGACGCAUCUCGCUGGUCCUUCGAAGAAUCUGCAUCAGAAUCAGGAGACUCGUCUCGUCUGUCGAUUCAAGUCCAAGCACCGACGCUCAGCGACAAGGCCUCAUAUUCCCACCUGUCUGGCCAGGCGUCAAGUGGCAAUCAGAGCAAGCGGAGUAGCAACUCGUUUGCUUUUGGCUCUGGCUCGAACAGCAUCAAUAAGGAGCCGUCUUCGCUUUGCUAUCUGCAGCGCCCGACAAGCCCGCUCCUCGUCACCAAGCGGUCGUCUCGUACCGUCGAGCGUAGUCCGUCUCAGACGUCCAAAUAUAAGCCUGAGGAGCACCUGCAAGCAAACGCGUCAAGCGAAGGCAGCGCGCCCGAUCACACGCCUCCGGAUCUCACGUUGACCGUGCCUGAUACCGCCGACGAGCUUGCUGCCCUUCCUCUUCCGUCAACCACUGUAGAAUUUGCGAAACUCAGCGUUAGUGGGCUGACAGAUCCGACACGGCAAAGGGCAGCCUCUGCGCCGAUCCUCGUCGCGCCCCAACCUCGCAAGAUCAGUUUACUGAUACAAGAUCCUCGAUUCAGAUCUCCGGGUCGUUCAUCCUAUCGAACAGAGUCUAUUACUUCCAGUAGCAGCCAGUCAUCGGCGAACGAGAGAUUCAGUCGAGACACUUUUCAGACCGCAGCCUCAAAGGCGCCACAACCGUACUUUGCUGGCUCAUCCAUCUUCAGAGAAAGCUUCUCGUCUGUUGCUCCUCGUCCUGGCGAUCGAGUAUCUGUCGUUGCCUCGGAGACUGGCUUGCGAGUAUUUCCGGUCCCUGACAGCCCAUCGCAGUACAGCUCCGACUUUCUUAGUGACUUUGCGCCUACACCGCCGCCUCGACCGAAGCAUAAGAGCUCUGCAGCAGUACUUCAGCGUCGUCUGAUCACCAGUCCUAUAGAGCGAGCAGAUUCGCCUCUUCCUGCACCUUUCUUGCCUGGUCUGAACCCGCUUUCUGGCGUUUGGCGAACAGUCACGCCAGAUCUCGUUGAACCCGAGCCUGCAAGCCUUUCUUAUAGCCUCGCGAAAGAUUGGCGGUACUCCUCGGAACCUACUGACAGCUCCAAAGCGCGCUUCCAGACUCUGCCACUUGAUCGAUCUGCGAUCCGUUCAAGUGUAUCGCGCGAGAGCAUCGUAGACGACGUACAAAGCCCUAAAUCUGACCUCGAAAAACCGCAUAAUCCGGUAGAGCAAUUGAAGCGCUCACGCAUUUGGUCAAAGCCCUUGUUACCGGAAGCCUUCUGGAGACGCAAGAGACGGUCUAGCGAUCACUCGGAGAGCACAAUCAAGGUAGAACGCGCAGGUACGCGUGCCUGGCGAGGUCAAAGUGUUGAUCUGCCCCCUCUGCCCGUGCCGCUCGUCCCGACCGUCUUCUCGCGAGCCUCACACGACGUCAGUACAAGCCACCAACGGCAUUCGGCUCUGGCUACGAGUCGCUCGGCUCUUAUCAAGCGUCGAGACACCGUACAGAUCGGAAUCAAUCGCCAGAUGGAUCAUCCUUACCGUACAGCGCAGAUGUCCUCUUUCGACCCUAGAAACUUCCACCAGGCUCAUUUCAGAAGUGUACAACCAGCUCAGCCAAGCUCUAACAGAUCUUCGCGAAUCGUGCAGCGCCCUCAAACUGCUACAAGCUUCCAGAACUCGCACGAGCGUGUAUCCGGGCCAGAUGAAGAGCGACAGCGCUCGUCCUUGAUUGGCAGCAGACCUGCCUCGCCCGUGUCAGUACACAGUGCCAGAUCUACAUGGGGUAACGCCGACGUAGCCAAUACUCGUAUACGCGCGGCUUCGCCAACGAUGAGCGAGAGCGCUCGGAGGAAAACGAAAUCAGAUUCGCGGCGCUCUUCGGCAGCUCCGAAUCGCGAGAGCACGUCAGCUCCGCGCUACUCGACCCAUCAGGGUCACCAGCGCUACUCUUCGUACAAUGCUAGCCAAGCCAAAUCGAUGCAAUACCAUAGCGAUCGUCAACGAGCACAAAGCAAUGUCGCUGCUGUUGCCAAUCACCGCGAUCGCCACGUGCGGACAGCUUCGCUACCGCUCAACACAUUUGACGUUCGAGGCGAUUUUGACAACGUGUCAAGGCCGUACAGCACCGUCGCCCAGGAAGUUCGCAGUACGAGCUUUGACAGGCAACGAAACUUGUCAGACCCGACGCGCGAAGACGCAUCCCUGGAUCUUCGGGCGGCCAACGCGUCAUCUACGAACCUGAUUAGCGGCGAUUACAAGGACGUAGUCUUGUCAAGUAUGCCUGUGUUGGGCACGGAUUGGGCAGCUGAUGAAGGCCGAAUGGCUCGCAAGGAGGCAAGGAAGUCGCAAUUCCGACAGAGCAAGGCCGGCGUUGCAGUCAAUGAGCUUGGUGAAUGGCAGCGCGGAGAGCGUAAGCUGUGUGGCUGGUUCGGAUGGCGGCAUGGUGUAUGCGUCCUCUUCGCGAUCAUCGUUGCGCUCGGCAUCACGCUCUAUUUCGUCAUUCCGAGAACACCUUCGGUCCUGAUCAGCACGAGCCAGCCUCUUGCGCUUGACACGACAUAUGCCGAUCCUGUCUUCAGCCACGGGCCGCCCGCCACCUUUGAUUGGCAUGGCGUUCUGAAUUUGGCUUUUGACUCAACAGACAAUUAUAUCCCGAUCCAUCUCUCGAGCUUGAGUGCCUCGAUCAAAGAUCUUAACACCAAUGCCGUCAUCGCGACGGGGAGUAAAACGGGUCUCGCAUUGCCGGGCAAGGCUCAGAGCACCGUCGCUCUGCCUAUUCAUUUUGCGUAUCAGGCUAACAACGAUACCGAUACGACGUUCCAAGAUAUUUACAAGGGCUGCUCGAAGAGCUAUACAGGCGUCACUCGUCCUGGCCUCAAUCUCGUCGUGCAUCUGUCAAUGUCUAUUGUUGGAAUCAUCGGCAGCAAGACCGCGAACACACAGCUGUCCGAUCUCGCGUGUCCAUUCCAGCUGGCAGCUAGCGCAUAA